ACAAUUAAGAUACAUGGGACGUUUUUGGUCUGAUUGUCUGUUCCGUUGCCCAGCCAAUUGCGGGGCCCGGUAAUUAGCAUGAAGAACGGUGAAAUAUAUUUGUUCAGAAUGAAAACGACACUAUAUAUUAAAGAAAAUUUUCACAUGGAAAGAACUUAGAAUCUUCCGGUUAGGUGAGAUGCACCCAAAGAAGAAAAAUAAGACAUGCCCAUUGGAACUUCAGAUGGGCAAGAGAGGCACUGAACGGUUCAUUCCAGCUUAUCGCCAUUUCAUGCUUGCGGGUCUAACAGAGAAAUCCUUCCCAUCAUCUGUCAUCAUACCACAAGAGAUACAGUUUUUGGUGUAAUGACAGUCAUUUCCUUCAAUCGGUGUCAUCGCAGGAGUGGGUUUUAGAGGAAUACCUAAACAAAUUUGGGCUGCAAAAGAAAUCAGAAUGGAUUCCUUUACCCAGAAUUAUCUGCAAUGCAAAAUCCCAGAAGCCAUGAUGAUGGGUUCACCACCACCUGAUUUAGUCCUUAGGCCCUUUGGAUUUCAGGUUGAUUUGGUAUCCGCCCACUGUGUUUCAGGCUGCCUUACUAUCACAGAAAGCUGUUGUCAGCCUUUCAAGGUGCUUCACGGAGGCGUGACAUCACUUAUAGCAGAAGGGCUAGCAAGUAUUGGAGCUCACGUUGCCUCUGGAUAUAGAAGGAUUGCUGGUAUAGAGCUGAAUAUCAACCAUUUGAAGGCAGCUCCUCUGGGAACGGCUGUCCAUGCAUCUGCAAAGCCUAUCACUUUGGGCAAAAGAAUUCAGGUAUGGGAGGUGAAAUUCUGGAAAAUUCCAGCAUCAGAUGUUUCUUCACGAACAGAUUCAUCUACUUUACCUAAGAACUCUGUUUUGGCUGUUUCAAGAGUCACCUUUUUGGUGGGCCUGCCAGUGUCUAAAGGUGCAUCUAGAGCCCCAGAAGCUGUUAAAAUACCUUCAAGUAUGUAACCAGCAUUUAACUAGAAAUGUGAAAUCCCUGUCUGCAUCAGCAUUCAAGAAAAUAUUGUCAUUUAAAAUUAUUUGUAAAUUAGAUUUGAAGCAUUGAAGGGUCCAUAUAAAACCAUUUACUUGGUACAUGACAGCCAUAAGAGAUUUGUAAGUUUUUGCUACCAUUUGAGUCACUAUUUAGAUCCCUAAAUAGGUAAAACUAAAUGUUACAGUAUAUACUGUGGGAGGCAUGUAUUUCCUGGCUGUUGAGGGGCUACUCUUCAUAUAUGUUCCACUCUUAACUGCAAUGCCCAUGGGUGUGUUAUUUGCUUGUUUGACAAGUCGAAGUGAAAGUAAUUCCUAUCUGAAGAUAUGGGGGAAUUUCAUGAGAAUUCUGAGAACCUGGAUUUUUGUCUAGGAGCAAAGAAUGAAUAUUGUAAAUGAUGCUUCCAUUGAGUUCUCAUUUUAUGUUACACUGACUAAAUACUUCUGCGUCUCGAAUAGAUGCAUAAUUCUACAGUAUGGGGAAGAGCCUCAUGAACAAGUAAAUAUAAAAGAGAAGACAAUUAGUAAUGAACAAUUCCCUAUAUCAGGAUGAAAAUCAUUACGAACUUACAAAGUCAUAGGUGGUAGUGCUGUUAUUGUAAUUGAGAACCUAGCAAUCACUCUCACUUGAAGGAUGCUAUAGAAAUAUCACCACUGGCAACUGUUCUAAAUUCAGCAUUGGCUGCAAUAUAUGAAAGUGUUGACCACAACUUGAAAAUUUUA
Messenger RNA from Cryptomeria japonica (Japanese cedar), 1717 nucleotides. RefSeq names its product 1,4-dihydroxy-2-naphthoyl-CoA thioesterase 2. Bases 434 to 970 code for a protein of 178 amino acids. Gene Ontology annotation, biological process: phylloquinone biosynthetic process. The record is from RefSeq and is a predicted model, not a curated record. Gene Ontology annotation, molecular function: 1,4-dihydroxy-2-naphthoyl-CoA thioesterase activity. The transcript has 3 exons. Gene Ontology annotation, cellular component: peroxisome. NCBI's taxonomy places the organism in Eukaryota, Viridiplantae, Streptophyta, Pinopsida, Cupressales, Cupressaceae.